ACCUGGCUGACGCUGUAAGUGAGGAGAAAAGAAUCACUCUGGAACAGCAGCGUAAGUGUGUGUGUGUGUGUGUGUGUGUGUGUCCCGGCGGCGCUCGCUCGCUCCCCCCCCCCGCUGCCACAAACGGGGCGUCUCCGCUGCGCUGCGCUAUAAAGGCACGAGCUGCUCCGCUGCGCGCGCCGCUUCCCUCCGCCUGGUCCCGGGUCCGAGGACUCGCUCUCUCCAUAUCAUAUGGAGCUUCCCGAGUCGGGCUCGCGGGGACGCGCCGAGGCUCCGGCCGAGGGGCUGGACAGCGUCAAAGUCCUCGCCGCGAAGCUGAAGCUACAGACCCGGCGGCCCUCGUACCUCGAGUGGAAGGAGCGACUGCAGAGCGCAGCCUGGAGGGGGGGGGGGCCCGAGGAGCCGCUGGGGGUCUCCGGAGUGGGCAGCAUCUGCGGCUUCGAGAGCCUGGACCAGGCCCUGGACUGGCUGAGGAAGGAGCUGAGGGCGAUGCGGCUCGAGGACAACCGGCUGGCGCGGCACCUCGUGGAGCUGCGGGCCGAGAUGCACCGGCUCAAGGUGGAGCAGGUGUGCCACCGGCACAAGGAGAUGCUGGACGACGCCUCCCUGGAGCUGGAGGAGUGCGAGGAGGAGUCGGACCUGCUGUGCGACAUCCCGCUGAAGGCCGCCUUCGCCCUGUCCACGCCCCUCAAGCACCUGGGCCUCACCAAGAUGAACAUCAACUCGCGCCGUUUCUCCCUCUGCUGAGGUGCCUGCGGCGGCCCCCGUCUUCAAGGGCUCGCUCCCCAUUGGCCCGUGCGCUUGAAGCCGAGACCCGGCGCCGCAGGAGCCGAGAAGUUCUCCGUCGCCGGAGUCUCCCGAGAGCCUCGAGCCUCGAGCCUCGAGCCACGCGCACACACACCCUGGCGCGGCACAGGAAGUGCUUUCGUCAGGUUGGACUUGUUCCUUCCCGUCAGAAGGCGCUGGAGACGCACGCUCUCUCGGGUCCCCCUCCUUAUGUCCCGCUGACGCUUUCGGAAAGACACGUCCUCGUGUUGGAGCCCCUGACUGGAGCGAAGGAUCGUUUCUUCGGCUUCCUUCCUGUCCUUUUUGCCUUCGUCUCCGGAACGAUGGCUGAUGUUUCUCGUUGGCCUGGACAGCGAGGGACACGUGUGCGAGGGACACGUCCGUACCUGAGCACGGAGCCCCACUGGCACUGACCCCGUCUCCACCGGCUGCUGCUCCCAUGGCAGCAGACAUGCUACCAGGAGGGGGCUUCUCACAUCACCUGAAUACAGAAGAAAGAGAUGGUCAUGCGAUGAGAGACGGUCACGUGACAAAGGGGUUCUUGUGGCUGGUUCAACACCUGAGGUUACCGCGGUACCAAGUAUUUCUUGUAGUGCUACUCUUAUUUUCAUAAUGUCUCUUUGGGUGCAUUUGGGGUGCUUGUUGCAGGUGUGUGUGGAAGGGACACGGGCCUUCAGCAGCCAAACCGCAGGCUAACCGCAGGCCGACCGUAGGCUGACCGCAGAGGUGAAGAAGAGCGCUGUGCACGUGCACACGACUGUGGUGAAACACAGAGCCGUUUCCAGCAUGAAGACGUCCUUCCCUCCCUGUUCAAUGUUCCUUUCAGCCCCAGAGGAAGAUCAGAAGAAGUGACCAUUUCUCAGCGCUUCGCUCAGCUGGGCCUUUACACACACACACACACACACACACACACACACAGAGGUCCCGUAGAUAUAGUUGUGUCCUUCCCUGACAAAGGUCUGUGUUCUGUGUGUGUGUGUGUGUGUGUGUGUGUGUGUGUGAGAGAAAUUGUGCUGCUUUCUGCUCUACAGGUGUCUACAUGUCUGUUUACACGACGUUCUUUGUCUAUCAUUGCGGUGUCAUACUUCUGUGUUUCUAUCCCUAUUCUCCAAACCCAACUGGACAGUUUUCUAAAUAAUAACAGUUUUGAUACACAAGAGAAAAUAGGCGCAAAACUUUUAUUGAAUAAAGUUGAUUAAAUUGCACAUUAAAUUUGUGUGGGUUCGUUGCAAUACAUAAAAACAAAAUCAAUGAUUACAGAACUGAAAAUGGAUUUGAAUAUGGGUCUGAACAUGGAUAUGAACAGAGGUAUUAACACGGGUAUGAACAGGGGUAUGAACACGGAUGUCGACGUGACACGGCUGCGCAGCACAACACGCCGCAACACGCAGCACCACGUUUGUUUCAUUGAACAGACGAAAGGGACCCGCACAGCGCUUUAGGAACCCGCUGCUCAACCGUUUGUUGAUAAAUACGUCGCCAGGCCACGCCCACUUCUCAGAGGCGGAGGGCGGGGCCUGGGGAGAGCUCCUUAAAGACGAACGAGCACCAGGUGUGGCUGACACGUUCACCGCGGUACCUUUCACCGGCGUUCUUCUUUUAACUCGCCGAAGAUUUGACUUCUCCGUUGUUCUUGUGGUUCCCUCUUUCUGUGGUCCUUCAGUCGUGGCCCUUCAGUUCUUUCCACCUUCCUGCAGCACUGAGCCGCCGCACCGUUGCGCUUCACCUGCUUCCAUACGGUCAACUUAUGUUUGGCUUCACGCAGAAAGUGGAAGCAGGUGAAGGCUCUGAGUCCACAGGUAGCUUCCGCAUGGCUGCUGACCACCUGGAACCAACGUGGCCUGAGGUGGAGAACCGUCACUGAACUCUGGCUCCGGUCGUCCCUACAGGACCUGGUCACUACACCCCGACCAGACUGCAGACUGCGCUCCUCCGCCUCUUCGGUUCUGGCUCCCAAGCGGUGGAAUGAGCUCCCCUGUCACUCGGAACUGCUGAAUCUCUCUGGACGUUUAGGAAGGGUCUCCAAACUCACCUCUUUCAGACUCACUUCUCUGCUGAUCUCAUAAGUGCUGCGUAAAUUUUUGAAUAAUGGAAAAGCCUUUAUACAGCUACUUGUGUGAU
Messenger RNA from Scleropages formosus (Asian bonytongue), 2907 nucleotides. It is a transcript of the gene fam167b, whose product is annotated as family with sequence similarity 167 member B. NCBI's taxonomy places the organism in Eukaryota, Metazoa, Chordata, Actinopteri, Osteoglossiformes, Osteoglossidae. The record is from RefSeq and is a predicted model, not a curated record.